This is a messenger RNA of Belonocnema kinseyi, 3003 nucleotides long. RefSeq names its product mediator of RNA polymerase II transcription subunit 25 (gene MED25). The record is from RefSeq and is a predicted model, not a curated record. The coding region runs from base 239 to 2860 and encodes 873 amino acids. Gene Ontology annotation, biological process: positive regulation of transcription by RNA polymerase II. NCBI's taxonomy places the organism in Eukaryota, Metazoa, Arthropoda, Insecta, Hymenoptera, Cynipidae. The transcript is spliced from 15 exons. Gene Ontology annotation, cellular component: transcription regulator complex; mediator complex.
CCGGCAAGCGAGAUAUGAAAAGGCCUUAAAGGACCUUGAGGUUCUUAAAGCACAGCUCAAAGUUGUCGGAUUUCAAAAUUCGAGAACGCCGAGCAUAACCUUAAAACAGAGAGAAAAAACAAAAUAAAUAAGUCGAGUUUUGUUUAUUUUAUUUAUAUUUCACAUGGUAAAUAGUCCUAUCUGAUUAGUAAAAAGGAUACGAUUAUUGUUAGCAGAAUACAUAUUUUAGGAAAGGAAAAUGGUCAAUGUUCCAACGGACCACGGGCUUCAGGCAGACAUAAUAUUUGUCAUUGAAGGCACAGCUGUUAAUGGUGCCUAUUUGAAUGACCUCAAGACAAAUUAUCUCAUUCCGACUUUAGAAUACUUUAGUCAAGGUAAUAUAGAAGACAGAGAAUAUGUCCCAGAAAAUACUUCCACCUUGUACGGAGUCGUGGUAUAUCAUGCAGCAGAUUGCUUACCAUCCCCUUGUACAGGAACUCUUGGACCUUACUCAAAUCCACACAAACUGUUACUUGCCUUGGAUAAACUCGAAAUGGUCGGCGGAAUGGGAGAAUCACAUGCAAAUAUCGCUGAGGGUUUAGCGACUGCUCUGCAAUGUUUUGAAGACUUGCAAGUGCGAAGAGAACCAAACACAGCUUCACAAAAACAUUGCAUCUUAGUUUGCAACUCUCCUCCUUAUCUUACAGUCGUCCAAGAAACGUUCAAAUUUUCUGGUCACACAGUAGAUCAAUUGGCUCCUCUUCUUCAAGAAAGAAAUAUAAACCUUUCCAUCCUGUCUCCACGUAAAAUUCCCGCCCUGUUCAAGCUCUUUGAAAAAGCGGGGGGUGAUCUUCAAUCCUCCCAAACAAAGAACUACGCUAAAGAUCCGCGCCAUCUGGUUUUACUCAGAAAUUACAACCUGAAGGAGCGACCCGUGAGUCCGAUAACUGGCCCGGGUCAUGUAACGGCUGCCAGUGCCGCUCAAAUUCCCUUGAGUCCGCUGCAGAGCAAUGACAGUCCAAACACGAAUCAGGCUGCUCAGAAUAUCGCACAGCCUCCGCAAAGUCAGGGCCCCACAUUCAGGAAUCAAACCCCCCAGAAUAUUGCAUCAGUGCAUCAGCCGGUGGCGCCACCAAUGGCGGCACCCAUGAGCGGCGGACGUCCAAGCUUUAAUCCGCAAAUUAACGCGCCGCCAAAUUAUCAUCCUUCUGGAAUGGGUGCCAGGCCUACUCAUCCAUGGAGAAUGAGGCCUCCUGGGCCGUCUUUUAUUGCACCGAAUGCAGCCCCACCUACGAGUACUCCAGGUAGCGCACUUUUAGCGCAACUCAAUCAACCCCCAUCUUCAUUGGGUAUAAACAUCUCGCCGUUCGGACAGAGGAUGGAUGGGAAUACUAAUAACACGAUGGGAGCGAAUCCUCAGCAGCAACAGUUAACGCAGCAGCAACAGCUGCGAUUGAUGAUGCAGCAAAACCAGCAACAGAAUCAGCAACAGGCCUCGAUGGGAAUGCAAGCUCAGCAACCUCAAAAUCAGCCUGGUUCUCAACUCACUGUAUCCGGCGUUAAUCAACCUACUUCCACUCAAGGUCCUCAUACUGUUACCACUCCUCAGGGUCAAGCUUCUCAAGCUACUGGUACCCCGCAAGCUACCCAUCCUCAGAAUCAGGGUAAUGUUGGGGCCGGGCAGCAGAUGGGAAUGGGAACUGAACGUCGCAUUAUUUGGCAAGGGACUCUGGAGUGGAUCGAAAAGAACAAAAAUCCAAACGAUACUCAAAAACAGACCAAACACGUGCCUUGUCAAGUGUCCAUUCAGCCAAAGGAGGGAGAAAUGGAUUUGAAAACUGAUGCUUGGCCACAAAAGUUAUUGAUGCAAUUAAUGCCUAAAAUGCUAUUAGGGACGAUAGGGAAUGCUUACUUGAAGAAUUCGAGGUCCGUCUGUUUUUAUCCCACGCCAUGUGAAGCUCUUGAGUCUCUUAUAAAGGUCAUGUCUUCGGGCUUUGCCGGAUGUGUUCACUUUAAUUCGCAGCCACCAUGCGGUAUCAAAGUUCUUCUGCUUUUAUACACAGCAGAAAAAGGAUCAUUUCUCGGUUUUAUACCAAAUGAUCAAUCCGGUUUUGUAGAUCGUCUUCGAAAAGUAAUCCAACAGCAGAAGAAUACUCAGGCCUUACGCCAUCAGUCACAGGCGGGUGCUGCUGGCGGUAAUGCGAUGCAAGGUGGCAUGCCAACUACUGGAAUUUCUCAGGGUGGAAUUCUUAUGUCCCAAACGAAUACAAUGGCAAUGGGAGGUGCUCAAAUCACGCAAAAUGUCAUUCCAUCGAAUCAACAGCAAAAUUUGGCACCUUCCUCGGGGCCUCAAGGCCAAAUAAAUUUACAGGGUACCAAUAUGGCUGGUGCACAGCAAGUGGGCUCUGGAAGUGGAGGAAUGAUGGGCCAGCAACAACGACCUCAGUUUGAUGAUCUUGGGAUGGCAAGACAGCAGAAUCUUUUAAAGAUUCAACAACUUCGACAAACUCUUGAAGCCGCACAGCAACAAGAAGCUCAGUACAAGUCUCAAUUGGAAGUAAAUAUUCAACAAAACCUCGAAGUGGCACAGCAACAAGAAAUGCAAUACAAACAACAAUUGGAGCAAGCACAACGGGGCCUGAAUCAAACCGGAAUGGCUGGACAACAAGCCAAUGCGCAGCGUAUGAUGCGUCCUGUAAUGACAAACAGUCUUGGACUUAGACACUUGUUGCAGCAGCAGCAACCGCAAUAUAGACAAGUUCUUGGAAUGCAGCAACAAAUGGUCGGCCCCAGAGGGCAAAUGAAUGCAAGACCAAUGGAGCCUGGAAAUCCGCAGAACCAACAAUUUGAAGACGUGUCAAAUUACGAUUUCCUCGGUUGAAAUUGAGUUAAUAGAUUUUAUACUUCUUUUAUUCAACUUUUCUUGUACGAAGGUUGUCUAAAAAUGUAUAUUUUAAUGGGCCUAUUUUAAGACCGAUGCCUGUAAGUAAACGCAUCGAAAAUGAAAAUUUUCUGUAUAAGUAA